This is a messenger RNA of Sporothrix schenckii 1099-18, 339 nucleotides long. RefSeq lists its product as uncharacterized. NCBI's taxonomy places the organism in Eukaryota, Fungi, Ascomycota, Sordariomycetes, Ophiostomatales, Ophiostomataceae. The record is from RefSeq and is a predicted model, not a curated record. The coding region runs from base 1 to 339 and encodes 112 amino acids. The transcript has a single exon.
AUGGGAUUUGUCGGUUGGUUUCGUCGAGAGAAGGAACGCGAAGGAGGAGAGGCGAGCAAGAAGAAAAAGAUACAGAAACCACGUAGACGUAUUCCUGCGAUCGCGACAGACGAGAAAGAAAGAGAUGAGGGGAGAGAGGGAAAAGGAGAAAUGGACGAAACACGAGGUGAAGAGAAAAAGAAAAGAGCGAGGAGAAGGGAGAAAGAGAUGGAGGGGAGUCGUGAGAGAAAGAGGAAAGAGGAAAGAGAGGAAAACAGAAAACUGGAGACGACACAAAAAAAGAAUGGGAAGGGAAGGAGCGAUGGGGACACGACGAAGGAGGGCGAAGACGUACAGUAG